Molecule: messenger RNA, 1044 nt
Organism: Coprinopsis cinerea okayama7#130
Lineage: Eukaryota; Fungi; Basidiomycota; Agaricomycetes; Agaricales; Psathyrellaceae
Exons: 5
Coding region: 1-1044 (347 amino acids)
Source: RefSeq, a predicted model, not a curated record
AUGUCCGACGACGAGACGACCCUACAGCAGGCCCUUUUCACGACUGGUCACGAGGAGAGCGGCUCUUCUGACUUCGACGAAUACAUCCAAGACGAGGGAGCAGAGACCGCUUCAUCGGGAUCGUCUUUCGAUGAACUCGACGAUUCAGAGUUUCCUCGGUAUUUCUCCGAACGCCGAGGACGCCUCUACCACUCAAGCACUACCGCUCCAUAUCCAUUACCCGUUGACACACCUGAGCAACAGAGGCACACCGUGUCGCAUAAUAUCUUGAAAAGACUGAUGGGAGGGAACUACCUCGGCCCAGUCCCCGCAGCUCUAGCAGCUGGCCAGGACAGGAAGGUCCUGGACCUUUGUACUGGCAACGGAAAAUGGGUGACAGAGAUGGCUGAAGAGUUUCCACACGUCAGCUUCACCGGCAUCGAUAUAGUGCCUAUUGCAACUCGUUAUCCCCCCGAUAAUGUUCGCUUCAUCCUGGCAGAUGCCAACCAGACCCUGGACUGGCCAGGUGGUACUUACGACUUCGUCCAUGCGAGGGACACCUUGCUGGCUAUCGUGAACUACGACUGCUUCGUAGCGGAAGUAGCUCGCGUCCUUAAACCCGGGGGCUUAUUUCUCUCGGUGGAAUGGGACCGCUCUCCUCACUUCCACCCAAGCUUCGAUCUCGACCCCAAAGAAAGCGCCCCUGCAUCCAUGCGGCUCUCACAGCUGGUCUGCGACGCCCUACUUCACAGUCGCGGAAUGCAGCACACCUCCUUCACUUGCUCUUCGUCCCUCGCAGCAUCCCCCCAUUUCACCAACCACGAAACUCACAAAUUGUACGUUCCCAUCGGCGGCUGGCACUUGAAUCCCAUGCUUCGUCGCGUGGGACUCGCGUCCAAAGUCGCUCAGACACGGUUGGCACGUGCCUGUAGAGAGCUGCUUGUCGAUAACACCCCAUUGACGCCUGACGAGGUUGAGAAUGCGAUACAGGACUACGUAGACGAGCUACUGUCGACCGACGGACUGAUGGCCACGGUACACGUUGCAUGUGCUACGAGGGUCUAA